Molecule: messenger RNA, 897 nt
Organism: Neltuma alba
Lineage: Eukaryota; Viridiplantae; Streptophyta; Magnoliopsida; Fabales; Fabaceae
Product: pentatricopeptide repeat-containing protein At1g62670, mitochondrial-like
Exons: 1
Coding region: 1-897 (298 amino acids)
Molecular function (GO): protein binding
Source: RefSeq, a predicted model, not a curated record
AUGGGUAAAUGGUCAGAAGCUGCAAAAUUGUUUAAUCAAAUGAGACAUGAAGGCAUCAACCCUAAUGUUUAUACUUUUACUAUACUCGUUGAUGCAUUUUGCAAAGAAGGAAGUGUUACCGAAGCUGAAGCUGCUGUUGGCUUGAUGAUGAAGUGUGGUAUAAGACCUAAUGUAGUUACUUACAACACUUUAAUGGAUGGUUACUGUUUGAUUAAUAAUGUGAGGGAAUCAAGAAAUCUAUUCAACAAGAUGGCCAAGAGUGGUUUGGCUCCUGAUGUUAUUAGUUAUAGUAUUUUAAUUAAUGGACUCUGUAAAAUCAAGAUGAUGGAUGAGGCCGUGGAUCUCUUUUUGGAGAUGAAGAGCAAAAGUUUGACUCCCGAUAUUGUCACAUAUAGCUCUCUUGUUGAUGGUUUAUGCAAAUCCCGUAAAAUGUCCUAUGUGCAGGAUAUUAUUUAUGAGAUGUAUGAUAGAGGUCAGGCCCCAAAUAUAAUAUUUUAUAAUAUCUUGUUAGAUGGAUUGUGCAAAAGUGGUCAUCUUGAUCAGGCUAUCACAUUAUUUCAGCGAAUUGUUGAUCAUAAAAUUCAGCCUGAUACAUGCACAUAUACUAUACUUAUUAAUGGUUUGUGCAAUGCUGGUCAGUUAAAUGAUGCGCGGCAGAUUUUUCGAUAUCUUUUGGUCAAUGGCUGUCCUUUGGAUGUCCAAGCAUAUACUUCAAUGAUGAAUGGGCUCUGUAAAGAGGGCUUGUUUGAUGAGGUUAAGGCCUUGGCUUCUAAAAUGAAAGAGAAUGGAUGCUCCCCUAAUGCUGUAACUUUUGAUAGAAUUAUUAAACCUCUUUUGAAAAAAGGGGAGAAUGAUAUGGCAAAAGAACUACUAGAUGAGAUGUUCCCAAGAGUUUAA